ACCAGAAAAAAAAUAUUCGUUCAUUGACGCACAAUUCCCACCACCACCACCACCACCGUCCACCACCAGAAUAUACCACAAAUCCUUUUAAACCGCCGCCAUAUCGUAAGAAAAAAAACCGUUCACUCAAUGCAAUGUCUCCACAGAGAAGAUCAUCACUCUCUCCACCUUCUUCAACAACACCAACGACGACACCAACGAAUGACCUCAGAACCAGAGUAAUAACAUGCCUAAACAAACUCUCAGACCGCGACACACUGUCUCUCGCCGCGACAGAACUAGAAUCCAUCGCUAAAUCCUUGACAACACACGACGCAUUCUCGUCAUUCCUCACGUGCAUUCACAACACAGACUCCGCCACCAAAUCACCGGUCCGAAAACACUGCGUUAAUCUCUUAACUCUCCUCUCCAACUCUCACGGAAACUCCCUCUCCCCCCACUUCUCCAAAAUGAUAUCCACUCUCACUCGCCGCCUCCGUGACCCCGACUCCGCCGUACGCUCCGCCUGCAUUGAGGCCACCACCGCCAUGUCAAUUCAGAUCACCAACUCACCCUUCUCCGCUCUGUUCAAACCGCUUAUAGAUAUAAUGAGCGUCGAGAAAGAUUAUAGUUCUCAGGUGGGUUCUGCUUUGUGUUUAGCGGCGGCGAUUGAGGCGGCGCCGGAGCCGGAAGUGGAGAUGCUGAGGAAGGUGUUGCCGAGAUUAGGGAAGUUGGUGAGAAGUGACGGGUUUAAAGCUAAGGGGCCGUUGUUGAGUGUUGUUGGGAGUAUAGUUAGUGUUGGUGGUGCUAAGAGUAAGGGUGUGCUUGAUUGGUUAGUGCCGUGUUUGGUUGAGUUUUUGAGCUGUGAUGAUUGGGCUGCUAGAAAAUCCGCUGCUGAGGUGUUGGGGAAGGUGGCGGUGGUGGAGAAGGAGUUGGCGGCGGAGCAUAAAGGUGUUUGCUUGAGUUGUUUGGAGAACAAGAGGUUUGAUAAGGUAAAGGCAGUUCGAGAGACUAUGAAUCGUACGUUGGAGUUGUGGAAAGAAGUUUCUGAUGGAGUUCCAGUGAAAUCUCAAUCUAAAUCUUCUUCAAUAGAUAAAGCUAGUAGUGGUAGCUUCCAUUGUGCUUCUGAUAGUUCUCAUGGAGUUGGUCUCAUAUCUCCUCUACCAAAGAAAACAGUCUCUGCAAAUAGGUCCCCCUCAUCGGAUGCUUCUGCUGUGACCACUGCUAGAAAACAAAGCCCUUUGAAGAGUAUCAAUGACAAUACAUUGAGCAGUAAAGUGGACCACAAGAAAACAUCUGCUUGGAAAAUUGAAAUUGCCCAAUCACAAGACACGGGUGGCCUUGAAGAUGAUAUCAAGAGGCGCGAUUCCGGUGGUUUUGAAGCUCGGGAGAAUGAAAACAAUGGGAGAUGUAGGCCAGAGACUAAGCGUGUCCUUUUCAGUAGUGCCCGAGAUGAUAAGCUGCACAAAUUUAGUGGUUCGCGAUCUGGGUCACGAGUUGUUCCUUGUAAUGAUGAUGAUAACUGUUACGCUAAAGAUAUCGAAGUGAAUUAUCCUAAUGAAGAUUUUCUAGGGAACAAUAAAGAGAUUGAGGAUCUGUCGUUAAUUCGUGACCAGCUUAUUCAGAUUGAGAACCAGCAAUCCAAUCUUUUAGACCUCCUUCAGAGAUUUAUGGGAAGCUCUCAGCAUGGGAUCAACUCGCUAGAGACACGAGUGCGUGGCUUGGAGAUGGUAUUGGAUGAAAUUUCACAUGACUUUGGACUAUCAACAGGAAGGCUUCCUCAUACGGAAUCUGCUGAUAACACAUGUUGCAAACUCCCCGGCACAGAGUUCUUGAGUUCCAAGUUCUGGAGGAGAACAGAAGGUCGCUACUCCUCUCCUGGGAAUAUGCAAUCACUGAAUACAGCACGAAGCAUUCACGUUGCAGGUGCCAGCAAUGAAACGUUCGAUGCAGCCAUAGAAAGAUCUCAAUAUCAAAGUAGGGGUGGAUUUUCCAUUGCUGAUGGUCGCUAUGUAGCAAAGAGAAAUUCCGGGUUUUAUCCAGGUCAAAUGCCUAGUAACAUAGUUCAAGAUGAUGGACAAGUUCUGAGUGGGCGUGGCAUUGCUGAAGCUUCAUCAACUUCUUAUACGACACCAAGCAGAAGAUUGUUCGCUUAAUCAGCGAGAUGAAGCAUGAUUUGGCAUCGAAAAUUGAAGAUGGCGAUAAAGAUUCAGCUGGCCACAGAGCAGAAUGAACGAGGGAAACAUAGGAAGUGUUUGCACAUAUGAUUCUUAUUUAGCAUUUGGUAUGUUACUUAUAGGAAUAGGAUAGCCUUGUUGUGGAAGUAGUUUACAGGACAGCCAGAUAUGUAAAUGUUUUUCAUAUUGUCCAAA
This is a messenger RNA of Mercurialis annua (annual mercury), 2351 nucleotides long. Its product is annotated as TORTIFOLIA1-like protein 4. NCBI's taxonomy places the organism in Eukaryota, Viridiplantae, Streptophyta, Magnoliopsida, Malpighiales, Euphorbiaceae. Gene Ontology annotation, cellular component: microtubule. Gene Ontology annotation, molecular function: microtubule binding. Bases 135 to 2135 code for a protein of 666 amino acids. The transcript is spliced from 5 exons. The record is from RefSeq and is a predicted model, not a curated record.